Molecule: messenger RNA, 1563 nt
Organism: Symsagittifera roscoffensis
Lineage: Eukaryota; Metazoa; Xenacoelomorpha; Acoela; Convolutidae
Product: coiled-coil domain-containing protein 6-like
Exons: 9
Coding region: 1-1563 (520 amino acids)
Source: RefSeq, a predicted model, not a curated record
AUGGCGCAUUCAGCUGCUAACUCCGCUGUAAUCUACGACUCUACGAGUGAUGCGGGUGAAAGUGAUGCUUCAACCUGUGAAGAGGGGCCCAAUUCAAUGGGCCGACUGAGUAUUAUGGCAAGAGUCCGCUCGCUCCAGCAGGAAAACACGGUGUUGAAAAUAGAAGUUGAUACUCUCAAAUUACGAUGCAAAAACCUAAAAGAGGAGAACGAAGAACUCAGGAGAGCGCGAGUUAAUUUACAAGCACGAGCGGAGCAAGAGGAAGAAUACAUAAGCAACACACUCCUGAGGAAGAUCCAAUCUUUGAAGAAAGAGAAAGAAGUUCUAGCUACCACAUACGAACAAGAGGAAGAGUAUCUGACCAAUGACCUCAGUCGAAAAUUGGCUAAGUUGCGAGAAGAGAAGAUGCAGCUGGAGAAUACACUGGAAGUUGAGCAGCAGAACCAAAUUGGUCGGCUGAUGAAGAAGAUUGAAAAAUUGGAACACGAAACAUCGAAAAAACAAGCGGCUUUGGAACAGCUGAGAAGAGACAAAGUGGACCUUGAAAACUACCUGGAACAGGAACAGGAACAGCUGGUGAACAAAUUGUGGAAGCAAAUGGACGACCUUGAGAAGCAGAAGCAAGACCUCAUCACGCAACUGAGUGACCAGAGUCCACCGAAGAGCAACCCCAGUGCCGCUGUUGUCGGAGAGGUGGAGGAUAAAAGCAGGGACAGUGUCAGUUACCACGAAACGUGUUCGGAACAGAGCAGUGCUGCGAACGGACAGGCACAUGAGGACCAAUCGGAUGCUGAUGGGGAUGAUGCCUCUGGACUGUCGGACAAAGUGGACGAUUUGAGGUCAGAAGUCAGCAGACUCAAGAAACAACUCAAGUCUUGUCAGAUUGAACAUGCGAAAAGGCUGAAGGAGGUGACGAAGGAAGAGGAUGCUCUGAGAGCAGAGAAGUUACUGCUGGAGAGGAAGCUGGCGAGGGAGAAAGAAAGAUCGGAUGCUCUGAACAAACAGUUGAGCGAGAGCGAAUCGUCCCUCGAAAUAGACGACGAAAGACACUUCAAUGAGAGCAGGAAGAGCGCGUCUAGUCCCAUUCCAGUGGUGCCUGGAUCGCCACUCCAUCACAGAUCCAUUUCCGGAGGUCUCAAUAUUCAAGUGGGAUCCCCAGUUACAGGUGCCUCCAUGGUGGCCAACAAGUGCAUCAUGUGUGGAACCCACUUUCCCGCGGGAAGCCUCCCACCCUCUGCUGCCGCACCCGGCGGACCCAUCUCAGCCGGCACCGCCGCCUCUUUCUCCUCCCUCCAUCACCACUCCACCGGAGGUCACAUGGGAAGCAAUGCAAACACACCUGCGGCGACCACAGGAAUCGGAGGAGCUCACGCAGGAUGCAGUGGGAGCCACGGGUUGUUCUUCCCGCCCGGGGUAGGGGCUGGUCUGCCCUCCCCAAAUGCCAAUUCAUUCACGCCAUACGGUGCUGCAGCCACUCAACAACGAUCGCGUCUCGUGAGUGGGUCAUCUACCACAUCUCAAAAAUCUCCCAGGGGCAGUUUCCUCAACGAGUCAUCAGGUUAG